AUGAAAUCGAAUCUAAAGCAGGUUUGGGUGACCGGGCCAAUAAUUGUAGGAGCUGGACCUUCGGGCCUGGCUACCGCAGCAUGCCUCAAAGAGAAAGGUAUCCCUUCCUUGAUACUUGAGAAGGAAAACUGCAUUGCCUCAUCAUGGAAGCUUAGGACUUACGACCGCCUGAAGCUUCAUCUCCCCAAGCAAUUUUGUGAACUACCUCUCAUGCCUUUCCCACCAGCCUUCCCAACAUACCCAACAAAACAGCAGUUCAUAAGCUACUUGGAAGCCUAUGCUGAGCAUUUCUCAGUAAAGCCCUUGUUUGGAAUGAAGGUACGAUGUGCCGAAUAUGAUCCAAGCAUCGGCUUUUGGCGGGUGGAGGCCAAUAACCUGGAAUUCAUAUGUCGAUGGCUCAUAGUCGCAACGGGGGAGAAUGAUGAGGCCAUAUUGCCGGAGAUCACCGGGAUGUCAGAGUUUCAAGGACAGGUCCUGCACACCAGUUUCUACAAGAAUGCAGAUGAUUUUAAAAGGAAGAAGGUUCUGGUGGUGGGUUGUGGAAAUUCGGGCAUGGAAGUUUGCUUGGACCUGUGUAACAAUGGAGUUCAAGCCUCUAUGGUUGUUAGAGAUAAGUUGCACAUCUUGCCAAGGGAAAUACUGGGGAUUUCAACCUUUGGGCUGUCCAUGUGGCUGAUCAAAUGGUUUCCUAUGAAAUUGGCUGAUGAGUUCCUCCUCUUAUGCUCGUGGCUGAUUCUUGGGGAUACAAAGAAAUAUGGGCUCACUCGACCCAAUAUUGGGCCCCUGAAACUAAAGAUCACCACUGGGAAGACCCCGGUUCUAGAUGUUGGUACUCUCUCAAAGAUCAAAAAUGGCCAAAUUAAGGUGGUCCCUGGCAUUGACUGCUUUACGCAUAAAGGUGUGGAAUUCGUGGAUGGCAAACAGGAGGACUACGAUGCAGUCAUCCUAGCAACAGGCUAUAGAAGCAACGUAGCUUCAUGGCUCAAGUUUGCUUUAAUGAAAAGGACAAGCAGAAGAGACAUGGUCAAGAUGGAGACAAUGUGA
Elaeis guineensis (African oil palm) is the source of this 1044-nucleotide messenger RNA. NCBI's taxonomy places the organism in Eukaryota, Viridiplantae, Streptophyta, Magnoliopsida, Arecales, Arecaceae. The record is from RefSeq and is a predicted model, not a curated record.